Python bivittatus (Burmese python) is the source of this 1593-nucleotide messenger RNA. Lineage: Eukaryota; Metazoa; Chordata; Lepidosauria; Squamata; Pythonidae. The record is from RefSeq and is a predicted model, not a curated record.
AGCCAUUACCAAAAUGCAAACAUUGGUGAGCAGUAUCAAAGGCCUCUCCCCAUUCCAUACAUCCUUGAAGAUAAUUUUGAUAUUAAUGCAAAAGUUCUUAUCCUCAAAGCAUUUGAACAAUUUUGUCUGAAAAGCUGUAUUGAUUUCAAACCUUGGGAAAGUGAAGCAAACUACAUUUCAGUAUUCAGUGGAACUGGCUGCUAGUCCUAUGCAGGAAACCAGCAAACGGAGGGGCAAAAACUCUCCAUUGGAAGAAACUGUGACCAGCUUGGGACAAUUGAAUAUGAAUUUCUUCAUGUGCUGGGAUUUCGGCAUGCGCGAUAUGAUUGGUAUGUAUCGGGUAAAGAACAGUGUUUCAAGAAAUAUGAUGAUAAGGUAACAGAUUCUCUGAAUGUCCCUUAUGAUUAUAUCUCUAUAAUGCACUAUCGUAAAACUGCCUUCAGGAAGUGUAUAGAGCCAACCGUAAUAACCAACAUAACAACCUCCAUGAAUGUGGAUGGGCAGGAAAUGGAUUUCAGUGAAUCCAACAUUAAAAAAUUGAAUCCAUUGUACAGCUGCUAUCAGGAAACUGGCUAUUUUAUGCAUUUUGACACCAGUGCUGGAAGAGUGAGGGACAAAGCUAUUUUAGAAAGCCAAUUUUUCUAUCUCAAGAGAGGGUUCCAGUGUGUGCAGUUCUAUUAUUACAACAGUGGAAGUGAAAGUGAUCAACUGAACAUCUUAGUCAAGGAAUACAUUGAUGCAAACCCUAAAGGCAUUUUAAGACUUGUGAAGACCAGUCAAAAUUCACCUGUGAACUACUGGGAGCUAUACUACGUUCCUUUGGAAAUUAAAAAUAAAUUCUGAGUGGUAUUUGAAGGCAUAAAAGGAUCCACCAUAUCCAAAGGUGGCCUUUCUAUUGAUGAUAUCAAUCUGUCUGAAACCUAGUACCCUCACCAUGUAUGGCAUAUCAGACAUUUUACUGACGUCCUUAUUUCAGCUCCUGCAAACAAGUUUUUAUAUAGUCCUCCAUUUUACUCUCCUAAAGGGUAUGCAUUUCAGAUUGCCUUGUAUGCGAAAGGUACCACUGAUCUAUCUAGUAUGGCAAUAUAUUUCUGCCUGAUAAGGAGCACAAACCAUUAUCAUCUUCAGUGGCCUUGUCCCUGGCAACAAGUUACAAUGGUCCUCCUUGAUCAACAUAGGGACAUUCAUCAACAUACGUCAAAUCAAAAGAGCCUAACAACUGACUCACAAAUGUUAGAAUCUUCAAAUGUUUAUACUUGGGGCAGACCAGAUAAAGUAGGAGUUUCAGUAUGGUUUCCUAAAGGCAUAGUAAAGAGAGGUCCUAAAUGGAGAACGUAUUCUUUUAUAACACACAAAAGGCUUCGAAGUCAUGAGUUUAUAAAUGAUCGCGUUUUCAUUCCUGCAACAGUGGAAGAUUGGUGGUACAUGGGUGAAAAAUGUGAAAAGAAAGGAUCUACUCAGGACCUUGUUGCUAGAGCAAUUAUUCAAUAUCUUUCUGUAUUUGUCAUCAUGUUGAUCAUCACCAUUAUAACUAGCAGUUGUAUUAGGAAGAAAUAUUGUAAACAGCUACAAGCUAAUAUACAUCAGAAUUAA